AUGAUUAAGAUGAAUACAUUUUAUAGCAUUCUAUUCUCUUUAACUUUCAUCAUUGCUCUUCAAUUUGUAUUCAAAGUUUCGGGUGCUCGUCUCCUUGACGAGAAUCUCUCUUUUGAAACCAUGGAAUUUGAUACCGGUAAUUUGACCCGUGAGAGCUUUCCAAAAGGGUUUACGUUUGGGACUGCGACAUCUGCUUACCAAAUAGAAGGUUCCACCAACAAGGGAGGUCGUGGUCCAUGUAUAUGGGACACAUUUUUGAAGCGGCCAGGAAUUAUGGCGAACGGAGAAAACGCAGAUAUUGCAGUCGACGCAUAUCAUCGAUACAAGGAGGACAUUGAUUUGUUGAAAGAGAUGAAUUUUGAUGCUUAUCGAUUUUCAAUUUCUUGGUCUCGGAUCUUUCCAAAUGGCACCGGCAAGAUAAAUAAGGAGGGAGUUUCUUAUUAUAAUAAUGUUAUAGACUACCUACUUCAAAAAGGUAUUGAACCAUACGUAAAUCUUUAUCACUUUGACCUUCCUCAAGCACUUGAAGAUAGAUACUUGGGUUGGCUUGAUAGACAAGUGGUGAAUGACUACGCUGAUUAUGCCGAAUUUUGUUUUGCAACUUUUGGAGAUAGAGUAAAAACUUGGAUAACAUUUAAUGAACCAAAAGUGAUUGCUCAAUAUGGAUAUGGUGAUGGAUUACAUGCACCUGGUAGGUGUUCCAAACCAUACGGGAAUUGUCCAGCAGGAAAUUCUUCAACCGAGUCAUAUAUUGUAGGACACAAUCUAUUAUUGUCACAUGCAACAGCGGUGAAAAGAUAUCGUCAAAAAUAUCAACAAAAACAAAAUGGAAGAAUUGGUCUAGUAAUGGAUUUUCAUUGGUACCAACCACUCACUCGGGGAAAGGCAGAUAACUAUGCAGCUCAAAGAGCGAGAGAUUUUCACCUUGGGUGGUUUUUGCAUCCCAUAACUUAUGGAGCAUAUCCCAAAACUAUGCAAGACAUUGUUGGGGAUCGGCUACCAAAGUUUACCGAGGAAGAGGUUAAAUUAGUUAAGGGUUCUUCUAGCGAUUUCAUUGGAAUUAAUCACUACACAACGUUUUACAUGUACGAUGAUCCAAGUCUGUAUAACCUUACAGUUCCAAGUUAUCAAACUGAUUGGCAUGCUUCGUUUGCAAGUGAAAAAUUGGGAGUACCACUUGGUCCAGUGGCAAAUUCAGAUUGGCUAAGAAUUGUUCCAUGGGGUAUUUACAAGUGUAUGAUGUAUGUAAAAGAGCGCUAUGGAAUGCAUAACAUUAUACUAACCGAGAGUGGAAUGGAUGAUCCAGGAAAUGUCACUCUUUCCCAAGGUGUACAAGAUUUUACAAGGAUUAACUAUUUCAAGUAUUACAUUAGUGAGUUGAAGAGGGCUAUGGACGAUGGAGCAAAUAUAAAAGGCUAUUUUGCUUGGUCAUUGGUCGAUAACUUUGAAUGGAGAGAGGGUUACACAUCAAGAUUUGGUAUCACUUAUGUUGAUUACAAGACACUUGCUCGCUAUCCGAAAAUGUCUGCUUUUUGGUUUAAACAACUAUGUAAGAAAAUCUUGUAUUAA
Messenger RNA from Impatiens glandulifera, 1569 nucleotides. RefSeq names its product beta-glucosidase 44-like. The transcript has 11 exons. The record is from RefSeq and is a predicted model, not a curated record. NCBI's taxonomy places the organism in Eukaryota, Viridiplantae, Streptophyta, Magnoliopsida, Ericales, Balsaminaceae. Gene Ontology annotation, biological process: carbohydrate metabolic process. The coding region runs from base 1 to 1569 and encodes 522 amino acids. Gene Ontology annotation, molecular function: beta-glucosidase activity.